AUGGGUUUCGGAGUUUCCUACGUUCUUCAUCUCGUUUUGCUGUUUUCUACGAUCUUCGUCUCUGCUUGGUCUCAAGAUGGUGACGUGAUGCAAAAGCUGAAAGCUUCAGUACACGGUGUUGAUUGGCCCGGUUCAGAUUAUUGCAAAUGGGAGAGUGUUACAUGUUCUGAUUCAAGGGUGACCAAAAUUCAACUCCAAUCGCGUAGUCUCACAGGUUUUCUACCGAAAGAAUUGGUGCAACUCACUGCGUUAACAGAUUUUUAUUGCAAUGAUAACAAGUUACAUGGAGAUUUUCCUAACAUGCCGAAUUCUCUUCAGAAUUUGUAUAUUGACAAAAACGAUUUCACGUCCAUGCCGAGUGAUUUCUUCGAUAACAUGAGUAAUUUGUUACUGGUGAGUAUGGGUUAUAACAAUUUUACUCAGUGGAAAAUUCCUUCUAGUCUUAAGAACUGUUUAGCCCUCAAGACUUUUUCUGCUAAUAAUGCUAGUUUUGUUGGUGAAAUCCCUGAAAUCUUCGGGAAAGAGAAUUUUCCAAGUUUGGUUAGUUUGCAAUUGUCUUACAAUCAUCUUGAGGGUAAUUUGCCUAAUAGUUUAGCUGAUACUUCUAUUGAGACCCUUUGGUUGAAUGGUCAAAACAGUAUAAAUAAACUCAACGGUACUCUUUCUGUUAUACAAAAGAUGACAUCUUUGAAAGUUCUUUGGGUUAAUGUUAAUUCUUUUACUGGUCCUAUACCGGAUUUAUCAAAUCUUACUCAAUUGGAAAAUGCUUGUUUUAGGGAUAAUAGAUUAACCGGUGUUGUUCCACCGUCUUUGACUUCUCUUCUUAGUUUGCAUGUUGUGAACUUGACAAACAAUCAACUUCAAGGGCCACCUCCUAAGUUUCAAGAUGGUGUUGUGGUUGAUAAUGAUUUGAGUGGGAGUAAUAGUUUUUGUACUAAGGUUGAUGGUCAACCAUGUAGUCCAGUUGUUAAUGCUUUGCUUUCUGUUGUUGAGCCUCUUGGAUAUCCUUAUAUACUUGCCGAGAGUUGGAAAGGAAAUGACCCUUGUGGUGAUAAUACUUGGAAAGGGGUUAUUUGUUCCGGUAGUAAUAUUUCAACUAUCGACUUUCGUAAGCUGGGUUUUUCUGGUAGUAUUUCUCCUAGUUUUGCAAGCCUUAGUUCUGUGACGAAGUUGCUUCUUUCUGACAAUAAUCUCACCGGUACUAUACCUAUGGAGCUUGCUAGUAUGCCGGCUUUGAAAGAGAUAGACGUUUCGAAUAAUACGUUGUAUGGUCAGAUACCGAUGUUCCGUGGAGAUGUGGUUGUUAAUACUGCUGGGAAUCCUGAUAUUGGACAUGAUAAACCUUCUAGCCCGCCCAGUCCUAGUUCUGGAGGUAAUGAUAAGAAGAAAUUUAGUGUUGGAGCUGUUGUUGGUGUAGUGAUGGGGGUUGUUUGCUUACUUGGGGUCGGGGUUUUGGUAUUUGUUAUAUGCCGUAGAAGGUAUAAAAAGCGUUAUGGCAAAGUUCAAACUCCAAAUGCGAUAGUGGUACAUCCUCGUCAUUCUGGAGAUGGAAAUGCUGUGAAGAUAAGUGUUGCAGCAGCUGGAGGAUCUCAUGCUGGCGGUGUAGGAGGAACUAGUGGAUUUAGUCAAUCAAGUAGUGUUCAAAAUGUGGAAGCUGGUAAUAUGGUGAUUUCGAUUCAAGUUUUGAGAGAAGUUACAAACAAUUUCAGCGAUAAAAACAUAUUGGGGAAGGGUGGUUUCGGCACUGUAUACAAAGGAGAAUUGGAUGAUGGAACAAAGAUUGCAGUUAAAAGAAUGCAAUCUGAUAUGGUUGGUGACAAAGGGCUGAACGAGUUCAAGUCUGAAAUUGCGGUUCUUACUAAGGUUCGACACAGGCAUUUGGUUGCACUUCUUGGCUAUUGCUUGGAGGACAAUGAGAAACUUCUUGUCUAUGAAUACAUGCCUCAGGGCACUCUUAGUCAACAUCUGUUUGACUGGAAAGACGAUGGGGUGAAACCACUAGAAUGGAAGAGAAGGCUUUCUAUUGCCUUAGAUGUUGCUAGAGGUGUUGAAUAUCUUCAUGGUUUGGCACAACAAAUUUUCAUCCAUAGGGAUUUGAAACCGUCAAAUAUCCUGCUUGGGGAUGACAUGCGCGCUAAAGUAUCUGAUUUUGGACUAGUUCGGCUUGCUCCUGAAGGACAAGCUUCAUUCGAGACUAGACUUGCCGGAACUUUUGGAUAUCUAGCACCAGAGUAUGCAGUCACCGGACGAGUCACCACAAAGGUUGACGUAUACAGCUACGGCGUGAUUCUUAUGGAGAUGAUUACCGGAAGGAGAGCAAUCGACAACAGCCAACCAGACGAGAACAUCCACCUUGUGACAUGGUUCCGCAGGAUGCAACUGAACAAAGACUCGUUCGAGAAGAUCAUUGAUCCAGCAAUGGAUAUCGAUGAGGAAGGCUUGGAGAGUUUCAGGACUAUUGCAGGGUUGGCCAGCCACUGUUGUGCAAGGGAGCCUCAUCAGCGUCCUGACAUGGGACACGUGGUGAAUGCACUUGCACCUCUUGUUGAGAUUUGGAAGCCGUCUGAACCUGAUGAUGAGGACAUGUACGGAAUCGACUUGGAUAUGAGUUUGCCUCAAGCUCUAAGUAAGUGGCAGAACAUGGAAGGGCGGAGCUCUACACUCGAUGUUUCGUAUUCUUCGUCGAUGAUUCCUAGUUGUGAUAAUACACAGUCGAGUAUACCACCUCGGUCUCCUGGAUUCGCUGAUUCUUUUACAUCUGCUGAUGCGCGAUGA
Molecule: messenger RNA, 2775 nt
Organism: Lathyrus sativus (Indian pea)
Lineage: Eukaryota; Viridiplantae; Streptophyta; Magnoliopsida; Fabales; Fabaceae
Source: the annotation of a GenBank genome assembly